GCAUUGUUUUCUUAUUUUGAAACAGUUGAUAACAGCCCAGCUUAUCGUAUAAAAUGAAAGUUUUAACUAGUAGUUAAUCUAAGAAGAGAACUACACUAUGACUCCUUUGCUCUCUUUCUUUUUUCUUGUAAUUUGUGGUCUUUAUAGAUCAACAAAUGCAGAUUGCCCACUGGAAAAAAGUGAGCAGUGGAGUUAUAAUGCGCAUUUGAAAAACGGUCCAGAAUAUUGGGGUGAAACUUUCCCAGCAUGUUAUGGACGAAAACAAUCGCCGAUUGAUAUUGUGACUGCAGAUGUUGUAAAAGAUGAAAAUCUAGAAAGACUGCAGCUUACUAACUACGACAAACCACUUACAAGAGCUAUUUAUGAAAAUAAUGGACAUUCAAUAAAAGUAACUCCAAAGGAUGAUGUUGUAAGAUCUGUUCUCGUGAAUGGUGAAAAGUUCCAACUUGCCCAGUUCCAUUUUCACUGGGGAGACAAUUAUUACACUGGAUCAGAACACACGGUGGAUGAGAAACAGUAUGCACUAGAGUUACAUUUUGUGCACACAGAUGCAAAGGGACGCAUUGCCGUAGUUGGUGUAUUCUAUCAGUCAUCCAUUUUGAACAGCACUGGUAUGCAACCCAUUUCGGAUAUGCUGCAAUCCCUUCGGUAUAAGGGUACGAAAUUAGAUGUGAAAGGCGAUAUCAACUUGGAUAAGUUGGUCGAAAAUGGUUGCUCUUACUAUCGUUACGAUGGCUCUCUCACAACUCCUGGAUGCGAUGAAGGAGUUAUCUGGACACUUUGCAAAAAUCCUCUUAGAAUUGGAAUCUUGCAGCUUAUUGAAUUCCGGCAGGUUUAUUCAGUUGGAAAAACUGAUGGAGUGGACAUCAGUGAAUGCAUAAUAAAUAAUAAUUACAGACCAAUUCAACCAAUUAACAGCAGAACAGUCAGAUCUUCAGUAUGAAAUAAUUAAGGAACAUGUUUUAAACAUUAAAACUGUUAUUAUUAUAUGAAUUUGUUCAAAAAAUGUAUUAAUAAAAUUUUGGUACCAAA
Messenger RNA from Parasteatoda tepidariorum (common house spider), 1032 nucleotides. Its product is annotated as carbonic anhydrase 2. Gene Ontology annotation, molecular function: zinc ion binding; carbonate dehydratase activity. NCBI's taxonomy places the organism in Eukaryota, Metazoa, Arthropoda, Arachnida, Araneae, Theridiidae. The record is from RefSeq and is a predicted model, not a curated record.